AUGAACAAAAACGGAACAGCUAAAAUGAAUGAUAAUCAAAUUAGAGCAGAAGGUAGAAGGUUAUUUAAACGCUUCUAUAACAUUCCUGAUGGUGUUAAUCCUAAAACUCGUAGAAGCUAUUUAAAUGAAGCAAUAGAUGCAUAUGAAGGGUUUGACAUUUCAUCAGAAAGUGAGAGAUUAGCGAGAAUGUUAAAUGUUAAUAUUGAUUUCUAUUAUUGUGAUCCUCAACCAGAAGACGUGGACAUAAAUAAGGUAGACUUUCCAUUAGUGGAAUCAAUAAUGAUAGAUCCAGAAUUUGAAACAGUAAAUAUUUUAUUAACACAGAGUCCAUGUGGAAAACUUCACGCUGACAGAAUAACAGACGUUGAAGCACUCACCGGCUAUAAAGUUUGUCCAUAUUGUAAAGAAGAAGUUUAUUCUAUCCGUGAUGACCCAGAAAGGAAAAACCAAAGAAGAUUUUUAAAGCAUUGUGAGAAAUGUAAAGAAAAUAAUGGAAGAUUAAUUCAAGACGUUCAAUUGCAAAAGACCCAGCAACCAUAUGCACCACAUAUUACGAAACAGAAGAUAUAUCAGUGGUUAUUAGCUCACAAUUUGCAGGAAUAUUAUAAACCGACAAGAUAUUAUAUUACUUUUGA
This is a messenger RNA of Trichomonas vaginalis G3, 635 nucleotides long. RefSeq lists its product as uncharacterized. The annotation marks the transcript as partial. The transcript has a single exon. NCBI's taxonomy places the organism in Eukaryota, Parabasalia, Trichomonadida, Trichomonadidae. The record is from RefSeq and is a predicted model, not a curated record.